Spodoptera littoralis (African cotton leafworm) is the source of this 461-nucleotide messenger RNA. The record is from the annotation of a GenBank genome assembly. NCBI's taxonomy places the organism in Eukaryota, Metazoa, Arthropoda, Insecta, Lepidoptera, Noctuidae.
UAACGAAUAAUUGGCUAAAGAUUGAAGUUAUAAAUAGUUGUUGUUUAGCGUAAUAUGGCUGGGAAAGAUCAAAACAACUGUAACCAAAAUGGCAUUGCAGAAAACAAUGACAUUGAACCAACUGAACCGAGCGACGAAAAUGUCGUGGAAGAAUACAUCAUGCUGGAUUCAAAAUUAGAUGAACUUAAUUCAGCAUUGGACUAUUUGGAACAAAAAAAUGAUGAUAUUCAUGAAAGGUUAAAAGAGCUGUUGCAGUCAAAUAUUGAAAUCAGACAAGAAUUGCGCAAUGAAAAUGCAGGAGCAUCUGGAAAAAAUUAAUUGACAUUAUCAAUUUUGAAACAGUAUUUCAUUUUAUUAAAAUUGUGUAAAACUUAGUUUCUAUUAAUGUAAUACAAUUCAAUCCAUUUACUUAUUUAUUUCUUUAUGUAUCUUAUGUUUAAAAUAAAAGAUACCAUUGUUUA